Messenger RNA from Vitis riparia (riverbank grape), 2307 nucleotides. RefSeq names its product ALBINO3-like protein 1, chloroplastic. Gene Ontology annotation, molecular function: membrane insertase activity. Gene Ontology annotation, biological process: protein insertion into membrane; protein localization to chloroplast; thylakoid membrane organization. Lineage: Eukaryota; Viridiplantae; Streptophyta; Magnoliopsida; Vitales; Vitaceae. The transcript is spliced from 11 exons. Gene Ontology annotation, cellular component: chloroplast thylakoid membrane. The record is from RefSeq and is a predicted model, not a curated record. The coding region runs from base 170 to 1789 and encodes 539 amino acids.
CGCACAUGAAAAAUGGGAUAUCAGGCAUCAUUAUUUAAAUAAUUCGUUCUUCCCCCUUGAAAAAUAUCACCAGUGGAAAACCCAUCAUCAUCCUUCCACACUACCGCCAUACCAGAACCCUCCUUCCUUUCUCCCCCAGGGCGCUCCCAAAAUUAGGGUUUCCACAGAAAUGUCGACUUUCUUUGCAUUUCACACUUCUCCGCUCCACCUCUCUCCCUUCCCUCACCGGACCCCAAUUCGGACCCCUAUUCUUCAUCCCUCUCACUUUCCGGGGUUACCUAAUCGCCGCUCACUCGGUGUAGCCAGGUUCGGAUUCAGGCCUUUCCAUUCCGAUGGUGCCGACGCUGUUAUUGGGGACCUCUUUGGUAGAGUGGAAACCCUUCUUUAUACGAUUGCCGAUGCCGCCGUGUCGGCUAGUGACGGUAAACAGAGCGGCGACUGGCUUUCUGGGAUUACUAAUUAUAUGGAGACUGUUUUGAAGGUUUUGAAGGGUGGCCUUUCUACUUUACAUGUUCCCUAUGCCUAUGGUUUUGCUAUUAUACUUCUCACUGUUCUUGUUAAGGCUGCCACAUUUCCUCUGACAAAGAAGCAGGUAGAAUCUGCAAUGGCUAUGCGAUCUUUUCAGCCUCAAAUAAAGGCUAUUCAGCAACGAUAUGCUGGAGAUCAGGAGAGAAUUCAACUUGAAACUGCUCGACUGUAUAAACUAGCUGGCAUAAACCCAUUAGCAGGAUGCCUGCCAACACUGGCCACAAUUCCAGUAUGGAUUGGCCUUUAUAGAGCCCUUUCCAAUGUGGCAGAUGAGGGACUUCUAACAGAAGGCUUCUUUUGGAUACCCUCCCUUUCUGGUCCAACUACGAUUGCUGCUCGGCAAAAUGGCAGUGGUAUCUCUUGGCUUUUCCCUUUUGUAGAUGGUCAUCCACCCCUUGGAUGGUCGGAUACCUUGGCCUAUCUCGUCUUGCCUAUGUUGCUGAUUGUUUCACAGUACAUAUCUGUCCAAAUCAUGCAAUCAUCACAGAGUAAUGAUCCAAGCCUGAAGACUUCUCAAGCACUGACCAAGUUUCUCCCCUUAAUGAUCGGCUAUUUUGCCCUUUCAGUUCCAUCUGGGUUAAGCCUUUAUUGGUUCACAAAUAAUAUCUUGAGCACAGCGCAACAAGUAUGGCUUCAAAAGUUAGGAGGUGCACAAAUUCCAGUGAAGCAGUUCAGUGAUGAUAUUGAAAAGGAGGAGCUAUCCCAGAUUCAGAAACCUGUUUUUGAAAUAAACUCAACCAAAAAGGAGCCCAAACAAACAGAAAAGUUAACAUCAGAGGGGCUACGGCCUGGUGAAAGAUUUAAACAGAUUAAGGAGCAAGAGGCAAGGAGAAAGCAGCAAAGGGAAGAAGAAAAGACGAAAGCUGAAGAGGCAGCCGCAAAUAGAAUACCAACAACAAAUGGAGGCUAUAAGAAUGAGGCUAAUUCAACUAAAAGGGAAUAUAGGACUGGAGGUGAUUUAGUUGAUGGUGGGAAUGACAGUUUUCAGCCCUUAACUACCACUCACAAUUCAUCCAAUAUUGAGGUAGUGGUAAAUGAUGAGCUCUCUAAUGAGGACUCAAAAGAUGAACAGAAGAUGUAUGUCACCAGGACAGAAAGCAGUGAAAACUCUGUUAAUUAUGAGGUAGAUGUGAGGGAUGAGCAGCAUAUUAAUGGAAAGCUAGAAAAGGAAGUGAUUGAAGUAUGUACGGAUAACAAACCUUCUGGGGAAGAGACAUUGCAACCGAGAAGAGAGCAACCCACUGAAAGGGAAGAAGUAUAGUCAUAAUGGUAUGACCAUACUCUAGUUUGAAGUCAACAAGAUUCAUAUACUGUCCUCGCUUUGUGUGGAACACAUUCAACAUCUCAAACAUAUGAAACGGAGUAGUUCUUCAUUGGUGAGUUCUCGGGGCCAAGGUGGAAAUUACUGCAAUCAGAUGAUUGUUGGGAUUAUAAAAUUUUUUGGGUCCUUUUAGUUAUGGCAGGAAACGUAAAUUAGUGAUGUCAAGGGAUGAUUAUUGGGAUUGAUAAGAUUUUUAGGUUUCAUGUAGCUGUGUAGCAGAAAGCUUAAGUGCUCUUAUAGAUAAUUGUUGGGAUUAAUAAGAUUAUAAGGUCUCAUGUAGCUGUAGCUCUAAUGUGAAGACGGUCUGCAGUUUGUAUCAGUGACUAUUCUAUUUCUUUCCUUGUUAGCCAUACUUGUUCUGUAUCUGGAACGGAUACUUACUUUCAGCAUGCAAGCAAAAAGAAAUAUAAGGAGCAUGUGCCAUAAUUCCCUUGGCUGUCAAAUUCAGCUUGAAUUUA